This is a messenger RNA of Megalobrama amblycephala (Wuchang bream), 4203 nucleotides long. RefSeq names its product PPARGC1 and ESRR induced regulator, muscle 1 (gene perm1b). Lineage: Eukaryota; Metazoa; Chordata; Actinopteri; Cypriniformes; Xenocyprididae. Gene Ontology annotation, cellular component: cytoplasm; nucleus. Gene Ontology annotation, biological process: regulation of DNA-templated transcription; response to muscle activity. The record is from RefSeq and is a predicted model, not a curated record.
CUCUAUUUAUAACAGACCUGGACACAGGGCCCCCCUCUCCCACACGCAAGGGCACUGUGGUUUUGAAGGUGUGCCAUGCCAGUGUCGGAUCAACACUGAAGUGUUUCGAAAGCAUAACUAACGUACAACUAAAGAUGUCAUAAGCCAUUUAAGCUCAACUGCAAUGGAUGACAUAGACCACAGUGUGCUGAUAGCAGAGCAGGAUUGGGACUCUUUCUGUACAGAGAGCGAGGAAUGUUCUGUUCAGCAGGCCAAGCUUGCAGCCUUAGAUGAGUCUGGCUUCAGUGACAUUGAUGAUGAUAAAACCUCUGUCUACGUGUCAUCUCUUCCCACUCAGGCCAACCCUGACCAACACUGUGAAAAAGAUUGUGUAGAAGGACAAAAACAGCAUCAAAUAGGAGAAUGUAAAACAGAACAUACAUCUGAGAAUUCAGAGUUUACUGAAUAUCCUAGUCCUCAAACAAAGCCACAGAAUGCCAAGUCUGCUGAGCAGAUGUCCGAUGAAAGAGAAAAUCAACUGGGCGCUACAUGUGAAUGUCAAAACAAAGCAAGUGAAGACAGCAGCCUGACUGAGAAGUUAAACUUAGAGAAAUUAAGAGAAAAUGAUGAGAAUCAAGAGAAUGGUGAGAAUAAAUCAAGCCAAGCCACCAUCGAGCAAGUCUCUGAAAAAUCUUCAGCAGAUAUAAAGCAUGAAAAGAGUACGGAUGGUAUAGAAAUGCUAACUGAGGAGACGCACGCUUCACCAGUGGCCAAAAAAGAGAAGGAGCGUUGGUUUGUCACUGUAAAUGACAGUCCAAUCCGUCUGAGAGAAAAGGGUCCUACUUCAGUCCAAAAAAAAAGAAGAAAAAAAAAACCUUGUAAAAACUUGAGCCAGAAUAGCGGAGUGAUGGAGAAGUGCUCUUCCUUAAAUAACAAUACAGAGCCAGGUAAAGAAAUUAUUGACAGACAAACAACGCAGGACAAAUUUGAACAAGAAAAUGUUUUUUCUGACUCACCAAAUUUUCAAAAUGUACCUCAUAUCCAAAUGAAAUAUGUAUCGCCCAUUAGAUCAUGUGAGUGUGAAGGGGAAAAAACAAGCUGUGCCAAUAGUUUAAAAAAGGAAAGCAUGAAAAUUCCAGAAGCAAAAUUAGAAAGAAAUCCUGCCGACUCUCUAAAUUCACUUUUAACUCCCAAACAGAUGCCACAGAAAAUAUUUAAAGAUCUCAGUGACCCUUUGCCACAAUAUUGGGAUAAUGAAAGCACAGCAUGUGGUAAAUAUGACAAAUCCACAGUAGAUUAUAACUGUGAAUGUAUACAUACAACUAAUAGUUUAAGCCACUUUAAUAAUGACACUGGGGUGGAAAGUGCCAGAUUUAUUAUGGGUGCUUCUAAGCCCACUUCUCCUUCAGAUACUGAAGGAGAAAGAACAGAACAGCAAGAGCCCUUGGGACAAUCGUAUAAUAGAGAAGAAUCAUCCCAUUCAUCCCAAGAGACACAAUUCUCCAGCAACAGUGCCACGACUUCAGGUCCGACUCGACCCAUAUUCGCUAUUUCCUCCUUUUGGGAUGAAAUGGAAAAACUAACAAUAAAUGACAUUUUGCAAAUUAGAAUAGCCAAUAACAGGUCUCAACUGACAGAAAGCAGCGUUCCAGAGGAAAUAAGCCAUGUGGACGCUGUCGACACUCAUCUUUUUGAUGGGGGUGAGGUAGAAUCUAAAGAUGAUAAUUUAGAAGAUGGCCUGGUAGAUGAUACAGCAGAUUCUGACUAUUUCACACAUUUGGAUGACUCUAAACCAGACCGAUCGAGCUGCGAAUUUUCAACUUACUCUGAUUUCGAUGACGAGUUUCUACAACUUCUUCAUGCAAGUGCAAACCCUAGUCCUGAACCCCUUGAAGGCAAAGAGCAAACCCAAAGGUUUCUUGAUUCUACAUGUCCCAUGGAUUUAGAAGAAACUUGGCGGAGUGAAUCAAAUGAGAUAGUAAAGCUGUGUACUGAGAGCGAUUCCCCACUGUAUUCAGAGACAGAAGCAGAGAUGCAGGACAUAUUUCUAGUAACAAAAGAAGACAACAACAUGAGUUCCUUUCUACUGGACCACUGUAGCAUGAGGAGAUCAAUGCCUUCUCCAGUUUUAUCAGUUUCUGAUGUUCUAAAUGAUCAGAGUCUGUCGUCUUUCUUUGAAAUCUUGGAGAGCGACACAGAAUCAGAACAAUACCAAGCAUGGAUUCCAGAUAGAAACACUUCGCUUUGUUUUUCACAGAACGUAUCUGUGGCUGAGACUUAUGAUGAGGACUUCUCAGACUUUGAGGUUGAGAAUUUUCUGUUUCCUUCAGUGCAAGGUUCAACAAAAAGUGAGAAAACAUUGGUUCCAAUUUAUUCUUCUUCUCGCUCAGUGAUGAAAGACCUAGAAUUUCCAGAGGUAGAAAAUGUGAUACAGUUGGAUAGUGAAGACGAGAUCGGCCCAAUCCGAGUUAUGAGGUGUGCAAGCCCCUCUGAAACAUCAAACAUGUGCUUUAUCACUAGCCAGAGAAGUACCUGGAGAAACCUUUCUCUGAGACACACCAAACUUUUAAUGGGAAGGACAUGGUGUAGGAUGGCCACUUCUUGGGGUUUUCCCAAUACAGCCGACACAGUCUACGGUUAUGGAACAAAAACAACAUCAAGUUCCUCUAUAGCUCAACCAAAGCUUCCAGUGGUUCUCCUAGAAAACCAGGCCCUUGGACAAUUGACAGAGCGUCAGAUACAAGAACAUCAGAUACAUGUUGGGGCAACGGUCACAGACACAGAUAGAGAUUGCUUCCUUUUUUCAUUAAAACAAGCAGACAUGUGCCUUGUUUGCAUUGCUUUUGCGUCUUGGGUACUCAAGUCAAGCGACCCACAAUCUACAGACAUGUGGAAAGCAGCUCUUCUGGCAAAUGUGAGCGCGUUAUCUGCCAUCCAGUACUUGCGGCGAUACAUAAAAGAAGGAUGAACCAUAAAAAUCUAGUAUUAGAGCUUUCUGAGGAUUUCUCACAAGGGGCCAGUGUACAGGAAAGGGUUAAUUUUGCACAAAUUCACACCAAACACUUUAGUAAAUACACGUAUUAGGUUGUAUUCCAUAUUUCCUAACAGUCUAAUAUUUUAAUGUUUAAUAUAUUCAUGUUACAAAAUAGGUGUUCAAUCAAUAAAUAACUUAUCAAAGGACAAUUUUGUUAAAGAAAAGCAUACAAAGCAAAGGAGGAAACAUUAGUUUUUCCCAUACAAACACUUGUUCAGUUAGAAGACAUAUAUUGCUUUAGAUAUUAUGUUGAUAUGGACCAGAAGUGACAACUGGUAAGUUUUGCGUCAGUUAUAUUCAGGACUCAAGCUGUGCUAUACAUAUUUAUGUAACUCACAAUUAAACUAUUUUGCAGUGUACAUAUAAAAAAAACAUUUUCAAUGAUAUUCACACUAGAUGUAUCUAUUAAAUGCAAAAACAUCAUGCGGCCAAAGAUAAAAAAAAGAAAAAAAGAAACAGAUCUGAGAACAUUUCAUAAAGAAUAUAAAUUCGCACAUAAAAUAUAGUUGGGAGUUAAGGAGGUAUCAGAAAGUGCCAGAAGAAUGACUGCUGCUGAGUGUCAAAGUGUUUCUAUCAGAGAUAAGCGGUGUCAAUGUGAAAAGAGCAAGUGUAUAUGAAACAGCCUCAAAAAAUAUGCUUACAAAAAAACAUAAACGAAUUUAGCACUGAAAGCAAAUGUACUGAUAAAAAAAGAGAAAAGAUCUGAGUUGACUAUAUGUGUUCAUAUGACAUGUAAAGGGAUGUAUUGAAGUGUAUGAAGAAGAGUAAAAAUGAUCCAAACUGUUUGAAAUAAUCAUGCAUUUGUCAUCAAAAUGACAGUUUUGAAGUUUUGAGAAAUGUUCAACUAUAAGGAAAUUGCAACUUGACAACACUGUGCAUGUAAAGACAAAUAUACAUCAAGACAUGGAUACUAAAAAUGAGAAUAUAUUUCUCAUUAAUAACAUCCAUAUACUUUGUAAAAUGCUAGAACAAAUGUUUAGUGUUAAUUCAAAGAAAAUAAUGACUUUUUGGCAGUUUUAGAUAAAGUAGCCCAUCAAAGUUUCACAAUAACAUUGUUAACAGAUAAACUCAUGUCCGCUUGAACACAUACAAAACAAUGGCACUCCAUUUCAUGUUUUCUAUUGUUAUUUUAACAAUUAAUAGAAGUGCACAACAAUACACUUGUAUUGCAUUAAACGGUCACAAUAUUA